CUCUUCUGGCUGCACAGAGCAGAGGAGCUGAGAAGAGAGGGGGGCAGCCACUCAGGCAGGGAGAUGAGGGCCCUCUUGGCAGCGCUGCUGCUCCUACAGGCUGCCCGCGCCAGCAGGGCUGCAUGCUUCUCCGUGGUAUCCUCCUCACACCUCUUAGACCUGAGCAACAAGAGCAGGGACUGCCCCAUCCUACAGUGGAGCGAAGUGGAUCAGAAAAACGUGCGGGAACUGAACCUCAGCCACAACGGCAUCGACAGCAUCAACGGCACGCUGGGGCCACAGGUCUCAGUCCUGGAUUUGUCCCACAACCGCCUGCAGUCACUGCCCGAUGGCUUCCUGGCCCAAGCAAAGGGGCUCAAGAAGCUCCAUCUGCAGCACAACCAGCUGCAGUCCCUGCCCAAUCACUUCUUCCGUAGCAGCACCAACCUGAAUCACCUGGACCUGGCCCACAACCCGCUGGCUGCCGUCCCCACCAGCGCCUUCCACCCGACACUGCAGCACAUGGUUGUGGACUGCAGGUGCGACGUGGCCCAGAGCGUGGCUGCCCACUGCGCCUGUGAGAGCCCCAACUGCACGGAGCGCACCUGCCACUGCCUGGCGGAGCAGGGCCCUCGCAACCUGACUGACUUCCACGCCGGUACCUGCCGCAGCUGGCCGGGGCUGGUGCCCACUGCCGUGGUCGGGGGCCUGGUGGCCCUGCUGCUGCUGGGCAUGCUGGGGGCCUUCUUCCUGCUGUGGCGGAGGAGGAGAGCAGUGGCCACCAGCGUCCUCAAGAAAAGGGAAUCCAGCUCAUCGGGUGGCCAUGGGCAGCCACGCUACAUCAGCCGCACCGGGGAGCAGACUGCUGCCCAGGACACCCACCAGGCGCCUGACUAUGAGAACGUCUUCAUCGGCCCUAUGCAGCUGCAGCCACAGGCACACCUCACCCCCCAGCACAAGGCGAGGGAGCGAAAGAAGUCCCCGGGCAGGGCCCCGAAGGCCACGGAGGAGCACUACUACCUGGAGAGCGACACCGGCCUGGGCGACAAUCCCAUCUACGCCAACACCCCAAGCCCCUACGACAGGGGCCACCCAGAGUCCUGCACCGAUGAGGACGUCUACAUUGUCCCCGACAAGUGAGGCUGGCCGUGGGCCCUGCUGCCCCGCGCCCGGGGGCAUCUCUCCUCAGCGCCUAGGGAAGGGCGGAGGAGCGCAGUGCAGCGAGCGGCUCCUGGCUGCAGCCCCUGCUCAGCAGCCACGGCCAUGCCCUGCUCUCUGGGCUGGAAAAGCUUUUGCAGCAAAGCAAAGGCGCUUUGCAUCGCAUUCCUCCCAGUAAAACCUCAUGAUGCCCCCGUCAGCAACCAGCUGGCCCAGCCUGGCCCUAGGCAGGUCACAGUCCUCCUCCAGGGUCCCUCCUUGCCCUGUGACACUUCCCAUGGGUGGGAAACAAGCACCCAUCCCAAACCAGACUGCAAGUACCUCCUGGCUCUGCUCUGGCCUUGCAUGUCCCAUCCUGCCCGGGCUGGGCUCACGUCCUGCAGCCAGGGUUAGGCCUGGCUCUCUGCUGACAGCAGGAGUCAGGGCAGGAGGCACAUGCACACCGGAGACAUGGCUCUAGGGAUGGAGAGCACAGGGCAGGGAGCCUGAGCGGAGCUAGCACAGGCGCUAGGGGCACUGCAGGGGUUGGGUCCCUCUCCGUAUGGUUGACCCCAGCGAGGCCGGACCCGCAGUGCAGCCGGGGAGCCAGGAGGCGCAGACUGGAGCGGCCCCAGGGGGCAGGGGUGCAACCUUAUGUUAGCUCCCCCGGGGCAGCUCUGGGCCCCAGGGAAGGGCCGGCGGGAUGGGCUGGGGCAGCCCAGCCAUGGAGCACACUGAGGUCCCUGCCCCUGCCCCUCGUCCUUCCCCCUCGCAGCGCGUAGAGACAAAGUCAAUAAAGAGACUGUAGCUACCGG
Alligator mississippiensis (American alligator) is the source of this 1931-nucleotide messenger RNA. RefSeq names its product leucine-rich repeat-containing protein 25. Gene Ontology annotation, molecular function: protein binding. Bases 64 to 1119 code for a protein of 351 amino acids. NCBI's taxonomy places the organism in Eukaryota, Metazoa, Chordata, Crocodylia, Alligatoridae. The transcript has 3 exons. The record is from RefSeq and is a predicted model, not a curated record.